Molecule: messenger RNA, 798 nt
Organism: Phycomyces blakesleeanus NRRL 1555(-)
Lineage: Eukaryota; Fungi; Mucoromycota; Mucoromycetes; Mucorales; Phycomycetaceae
Exons: 2
Coding region: 1-798 (265 amino acids)
Source: RefSeq, a predicted model, not a curated record
AUGACUUCUCACCCUCCGUAUCGACCUGCUUGGCGUGAUUUGCGAGUCCACCAUCUAUACCAAAUCGAGUCCAAUUUGGAUAUACUCACACCCAUCACUCCCUCUCGUCCUCUACCCCGUUCUGUCACACUUAACCGCAUCCUCAACAGAAUUUGCGAUCAUACAAUGGUCUUGCAUCCUAUUCUCUUUCAAGCAUGCAUUCCUUCUUUUGUACUGGCAUUCCAUCAGCCAGAUCUUCCUAUUCGCGACAAGUCGUCCAUUGACCUCCAGCCACUUCUGUCAGCCCAACUUCCCGGUCAGACCUGGUCCCGGCUCACCACGCGCUCUUACUGUUCUGCCUGCUCCCAUCAACUGUCUGAUGCUCGUCCCAUCCACCCUCCUCUCAUCCCACGACAACUUCGCUCCUUCUGGUCUUUUGCCCUCCCUCACCGGGCUUGGAAUGUCUGGUUUUGCAGGUUGCACAAUAAGCUUUCGUGCCGAGCACUUCUGUACCGCAUCAUGUCAUCCACCGUCUCUUCUCCUCUCUGCACUAUUUGCCAGGUACAUUUGGUUGGAAUUCUUCGGCACCGUCCCACUGCCCUCUGUCCUCUCAAAUGCUUUCCAAUCCUUCGUCUUCCCCCCACGCUUAACCCUGCGAUCCCUGCUUCCUCCGUCUUUGGCCUAACUAUCCUGGCUAUUUGGGAUCACCACUGGUCUUUCCACUUUAACUCUGUCCCUUUCCUUCCCUCUGCGGUGCUUCACACUGUGCGCAAGUCAAUUUCUCGUCUCUGCUCUGAACUAGAGCUGGACUCUCCAUGA